Molecule: messenger RNA, 720 nt
Organism: Colletotrichum graminicola M1.001
Lineage: Eukaryota; Fungi; Ascomycota; Sordariomycetes; Glomerellales; Glomerellaceae
Product: necrosis inducing protein
Exons: 2
Coding region: 1-720 (239 amino acids)
Source: RefSeq, a predicted model, not a curated record
AUGGCUCCCUCCGUCUUCCGCCUCGCCUCAUGGCUCGCCGCCGCAGCCGGCACUGUCAUGGCCUCCCCUGUUGAGCGCCGCGCCGUCAUCGAUCACGAUCAAGUUGUCGGCUUCCCGGAGACCGUCCCCGCAGGCCUCGUCGGCGAACUGUACCUCAAGUACAAGCCCUACCUCAAGGUCUUCAACGGCUGCGUGCCCUUCCCUGCCGUCGACGCCGCAGGUAACACUGGCGCUGGCCUCCAAACCACUGGCGCCUCGGACGGCGACUGCAGCAAAAGCACCGGCCAGGUCUACGCCCGCGCCGGCACCUACAACGGCCUCUACGCCAUCAUGUAUGCGUACUACAUGCCCAAGGACUCGCCCUCGCCCGGCCUGGGCCACCGCCACGACUGGGAGAACGGCGUCGUCUGGCUGUCCGAGAUGAGCGAGAAUGCCACCAUCGUGGGCGUCUCCGCCUCGGCCCACGGCAAGUACGACGCGAGGAGUUCCGGCUUCGAAGUGACCGACGACACCCACUCGCGCCUCGGCUACGAAAGCAUCUGGCCCCUCAACCACCAGAUGGUCUUCACCAGCGUCACCGGCGGCCAGCAGCCCCUCAUCGCGUGGGAGUCCCUGACCGACGCCGCCCGCACCGCUCUCCAGAACACCGACUUUGGCAGCGCCAACGUGCCCAUGAAGGACGGCAGCUUUACCAACAACCUCGCCAAUGCCGCGGUGUAG